This is a messenger RNA of Prunus avium (sweet cherry), 1150 nucleotides long. RefSeq names its product LOB domain-containing protein 1 (gene LBD1). NCBI's taxonomy places the organism in Eukaryota, Viridiplantae, Streptophyta, Magnoliopsida, Rosales, Rosaceae. The record is from RefSeq and is a predicted model, not a curated record.
CUCUCUCUCUCUCUCUCUCUCUCUCUCUCUCUCUCUCUCUACACAAAAGCAUAGCUUAAAGCCCAAAGCUUAAAGAUUUAGGUGCAAUGGAGUGCAGUAAUGAGACAAUGAACACAAACUACACAACCACCUCCUCAACCCCUCUGUCUCAGUCUCCUUCUUCUUCACCAUCCUCUCCUCCUCCUCCUCUGCCUCCUACUCCAACUCCAAACCCACCUGUGGUUAUAAGUCCUUGUGCUGCAUGCAAGAUCUUGAGGAGAAGAUGUGCAGACAAAUGUGUCUUGGCACCUUACUUUCCUCCCACUGAGCCAGCCAAGUUCACUAUUGCUCAUCGUGUCUUUGGGGCUAGUAAUAUCAUCAAGUUCUUGCAGGAACUUCCAGAAUCUCAAAGAGCUGAUGCAGUGAGCAGCAUGGUUUAUGAGGCCAGUGCAAGAAUUAGAGACCCAGUUUAUGGGUGUGCAGGGGCAAUCUGCCACCUCCAGAAACAAGUGAAUGAGCUGCAAGCACAAUUAGCCAAGGCACAAGCUGAGCUUGUCAACAUGCAAUGCCAGCAAGCCAACCUUGUGGCACUAAUUUGCAUGGAGAUGACACAAUCUAAUGAGCAGGGCUCUCCUCAGCAAUCACUUGAUCACAACUUCAUCACCAGUUCUCAUGGCAGCAACCAGAGCAACUUAAGCUUCCUUGAUGACACCACCACUCUAGGCUCAUUGUGGGAACCACUUUGGACAUGAAGAGAAACAAAUAAUUAAGAGGAGGAAUGCUAGACUCAGUCGAGCAUGAGUACGUGACAUAUCUUGAUCAGUGUGGGCUCGACAGUAGGUCUCACACUCAUGCAUAACUCAGAAUGCAUCACGCAUGUGCGACUGACACUAGCAUCAAUUAUUAAUUAAUUAUUGUAACCCAAUGAAUUGAAAAAAAAAAAAAAAAACCUUGUUCCAGGAAUCCAAUCAAAUUCUCCUAAGGAGAGGUUGAAGGACACCAUAUUAAUUAAUAAAUUUUGGGUAGCUCUCUAGUAGGAAUGAAGUAGUACUAGAUCUUCAAUGUUUGAACAAAAGGGAGGGAAGAUGAAAGUUGAGAUUGAUGUAAUAUGACUUUGUUUAAGCCUGCUGCAGGGCAAAAGUAGCUAGCUUGGUGGGUCUUUUUCUUUUUA